Prunus dulcis (almond) is the source of this 4474-nucleotide messenger RNA. RefSeq names its product disease resistance protein RPM1-like. NCBI's taxonomy places the organism in Eukaryota, Viridiplantae, Streptophyta, Magnoliopsida, Rosales, Rosaceae. Gene Ontology annotation, molecular function: ADP binding. The transcript has 6 exons. Gene Ontology annotation, biological process: defense response to other organism. The record is from RefSeq and is a predicted model, not a curated record. The coding region runs from base 320 to 3130 and encodes 936 amino acids.
UUAGGAAUAGAAUUUGUUCCUGUUAGAAAUAGAAUUUGUUCCUAUCAAGAAUUUUGAGUAGAAUUAGGAAAUUUUGUAGAUAUUUCCUAUUUGUACCUACUCUGUAUGGAGUAUAUAUAUUACUCCUUGAGAGAAUAAUAAACAUAUCAAUUUAAACCCUAAUAAUUUUGAGUAAGAAAAGUAAAGCAAUUGCAGAAGUUGUUGGGUGGUUUGGUUGAAAACGCAAUUACUUGUAGCAGUGGGCAGAGGAAAGGCCUUAAAUUCCACCACUCAUCCUCUCCUGGCUUCAUCUCUCUCUUCUCACCAAACUAGCUAAGUGAUGGCAGAGACUGCAGUGAACAUUGUCAUUGACAAGUUGGUUCUACUAUUAAGGGAAGAAGGGAAUUUGUUGAGAGGCAUCCAUGGCGACGUUACAAGCAUAAAAGAUCUCCUAAAGAGCAUGAAGUCUUUCCUAAAGGAUGCAGAUGCAAAAGCAGAAAGGGCAUACAUGGGCAGCGGUGUGAAAAUUUGGGUGAAGGAAACAGUGGAGAUGGCCACUCACAUAGAAGAUGCCAUUGAUGAAUACCUACAUCAUGUAGCAGACCGUCGUAAUAAACGUGGAUUUACUGGUUUCAUUCAUAAAACCAGUAACUUUUUGGGAGGGCUAUUUGCACGCCAUGAUAUAGCCUCGGAGAUUCAACUUAUCAAAAAACGUGUCCUCCAAAUCCAGCAAACAAGUAAAGUAUAUCGCUUCAAUUCAACAGAGCAAAUUUCAUUCAGCUUUUCAAGAAGAGAUGAUAUGUUAUUUGACCCGCGAAUGGCUUCCAUUUACACAGAGGAAGCCGAACUCGUUGGUAUUCAAACUUUGAGAGAUAAACUGAUAGGUUGGUCCAUAGGAGGAGAGGUAGCAUCUAGACGCUCAGUCAGUUCAUUGGUUGGCAUUGGAGGUCUCGGAAAGACCACUCUUGCAAGCAAAGUCUACGACAACCCAAGGUUCACGGAAUGGUUUGAUUGGCGCGCUUGGAUCACAGUGUCACAAUCAUACAAGAACGAAGACAUACUCAGAAACAUGAUUGCAGAAUUCCACAGGGUGAGGAAGGAGUCUGUACCAGAGGGAAUUGAAACAAUGGAUUUGAAAUUGUUGAUUGACACCCUGCGAGAAUAUCUCAAGGAAAAGAGAUACGCAGUUGUUUUUGAUGAUGUGUGGAGCACAAACUUGUGGCAUUGUGUAAAGCUUGCAUUACCCGAUAACAACAAUGGCAGUAGGAUAAUUAUCACAACUCGCAAGAAUGAGGUUGCUGCUGCUUGCAGAGAAGCUUUUUCUGAUCAAGUGUACGACCUUGAACCAUUGUCUCCAGACAAGGUGUGGGAACUCUUCUGCAAGAAGACAUUCCGAGUUUCCGGGGGAUAUUGUCCGCCAGAGUUGAAGAAAUUUGCUACUACAAUAGUUAGCAGAUGUGGAGGAUUGCCUCUUGCAAUUGUGGCUAUAAGUGGACUUCUACAAACCAAAGGCGGGGAUGUGUCUCAAUGGAGAAAAUUGCUUGAUAGUCUUACCUCAGAGCUGGAGUCUAAUCCUCAUUUGACAAAUAUUACAAAAAUUCUUUCUUUUAGCUAUUAUGAUUUACCAUACCAACUCAGACCUUGCUUCUUAUACUUUGGGACAUAUCCAGAAAAUCGCACCGUCAGAUGCUCUAGAUUAAUUCGGCAAUGGAUCGCUGCAGGGUUUAUAAAGGAGCAGAGAGGGAAAACAUUGGAAGAGGUUGCGGAAGAAUACUUGACCGAGCUUAUCCAAAGAAGCCUAGUUCAAGUGUCAUUAGUUGAUGAUUUUAGUGGGAAACUCAGAGAAUGUCAAGUCCAUGAUGUCAUGCGGGAGGCCGUGAUCCUUUUAAAGGCUAAAGAUAUAAGCAUUUCUGAAUUUUUGGAAGAAGAUUCAAGUUUCAACGAAAAUUCCAGGCACCUGUGUGUUUAUAGCAGUGCAUACAAUAUUUUUGGUAGCAUCGAAAGCUCUCAUGCCCAUUCCUUGUGUUUUUCCAAUGGCAUAGGUGAGCCACAAAAUCCUCUUACUGCUUGUAGCAACUUGUACAAAAGAUUCAAGUUGUUGAGAGUACUGGAUUUUGAAGAUAGUCUACUUGACAAUCUCCCUGAGGAAGUUGGAUACAUAUACCACUUGAGGUAUUUGAGCUUGAGGAAUACAAGAGUGAAGAUUCUUCCGAAAUCCAUGGGGAAGCUUGUGAACCUUGAGACUCUAGAUUUGAAGCAUUCCCUAGUGCAUCAAAUACCUCUUGAAAUCAAUAAGCUUCCUAAGCUUAGAAGUCUUUUAGCAUACACUGAGGAAAAGAACAAAGAGUUCAGUUUCACUAGUCGACGAGCCGUGGUGAUUCAGGAUGGGAUCGAGAGUUGGGGAAACCUGCAAAAGCUAUAUGAUGUGGAGGCAUCAAAUAGCCUUGUUAAAGAAGUAGGGAAUUCGACGCAGUUAAGAACGUUGGGAAUUCAUAAACUGACCAGAAAACAAGGGAAAGAUCUAUGCGCGUCCAUUGGAAAGAUGCCUCACUUGCAAUCAUUGGAAGUAAAAGCAAUAAAUAGUGAUGAAAUUAUUGAUAUACAGCAUAUGUCCAAUCCACCUCAACGUCUUCAAGGUUUCUAUUUGAUGGGGCGUCUAGAAAAGCUACCUGAUUGGAUUGCAGGACUUUGUCUUUUAACUCGAUUAAGUUUAUGUUGGUCGGGACUAGCAGGCGAUCAGGAUCCCUUAAAAGUCCUACAAGUUCUACCCAAUUUAAUGCAGCUUGUGAUCCAUGAGGCGUUUAGUUGUGAGGAGCUGCACUUUGAAAGAGGAUUUCUGAAACUGAAGGACCUCAGGCUCAGACACUUGAAAGGCCUGAAGUUGAUGACAAUACACAAUGGAGCAUUGCCCCUUCUUGAAACUUUGGAAAUUGGACCUAGUCCGCAACUGCAACAGGUGCCCUCUGGCAUUCGCCACCUUGAAAAUCUUAAAUCUCUAUUAUUGGUUGAUAUGCCUUCUCAUUUCAUGGAUGGGAUUCAUGUCCAAGAAACAGAGCAUCGCGUAGGUCCCAAAGUAUUUUUUAUUCAGAGCAUUAUAGGUACUAAUACAUUCAGAACCGUCAAAGUAAUAGAUUCAGCGAUUUUCGUGUAAUGGGCGAGACCUUUGCAAGGAAGGAAGCAGCAGCUGAAGUUAUGAAGUCCUUACAUAUUCCCAAGGGGGUACGUCGUGUGCUGUUUAGAACAUUAAACACUGACAGACGGCUUAUGUUCCAAAAGGAGUUUUACAGCAGCCAUGUGGGAUUUAUGAAGGAUGGAGCACGGUGGUUGGUGGACAACACAGACGUUAAACUUCUUGUUGAGAUAUACGUUUGCAUAUAUAUUUUGGCUUAGUUAUUGUUUUUUCCUUGGUACUUUUCAAAUCUCACUUUACCUCCUGCACUUUCGACUGUCUCACUUUACCCAUGUACUUUUAUUUCGUGUCUCACUUUGCCCCCUGUUAAUGGAUUAACAAAAUUGACAGAUUAGGGCAAGGCGAGGUACAAAGUUAAAUAAAGGGGGUAAAUUGAGAUUUGAAUAAAUGUAUAGAGGGGAAAACAAUGACUAAGCCCUUUUCUUUGUUGGCAUAACAUGUAGCUUACAACAGAUUUAUUUGUCAGGUUGAUCAAACUUAACAGGCAUCAAUUAAGUUUAAGUAGAUAAUGCCUUUAUAAAAAAAUUAAGUAGAUAAUGCAAGAUGUAUUCCAUGCCCAUUAUAUUCCUUUUAUUUGUUCCUAAUAUUAGGUUCCUAAUAUUCGUUUGAAACUGUGACACUAUUGUUCAGUUUGCAUUUGUAUUUAGGGUAAUAUAGUCUUGUUUUUGAGUUCUUUUUCAGUAGGAGACUGUUGAUUUCCUUGCUUUUUUACAUUAUCAUUUUUUUUCCUUAUCUGAAGCUGAUGCUUUUUUCUGUUAUGAAAUGUUGGAAUUGAUUACUUAUCUGUUGCUGCAUAUGAUGAUUUGAUUCCGUCCCACCUUGUUUUUCUAGAAGGCAGGGAAAUCAUUCUUGUUGAAGCCUUAAAACUUGAUGACAUCCAACCAGGAAUAUAUUCUGUCCGCUGCUUACCUUUGAGGUUGCCGGGUGCAGAAGGAUCACCGAUAAGAUGCAUUCUUAUCGAAUGAUGCACCUGCCUAUGUUCUUAUCUUUGAAAUGAUGGUCGCCCCAGGACAAGUAGAGCAUGGAAUAAAGACGCAUCAAGACUGAACAUAGAUCGUGCUUGCGAGGAAUGGAAUAGAUGUGCAAUGUAAACUAUCAUCUUGGAUAAUUGGAACACCAUGUUCUAGUGGCCCUACCGGUAACUGUUACCGGUAGAACAUACAAUAACCAGUGCUGCUUUGAACCUUCAAUAUCCAACACACACCUUGGUCUCAACAGAUUUCUCAUUUAAGAAAAAAUUUAUGUUUUCCGAAUGUGGUUGGAUUGGACCUCAAUUCUGUGAAGUUAAUUACUGUUGUAGAAUCC